CUGCAGCUCAGCACGCUUGUACUGGCUACCUAGUAGUCAGGCAUGCAAUUUUGCUAUUGUGAGGGCGCACGAAAACUAUCUCGAACUUGCUAAACCUGAAGAAAAAUGCCCAAGAUAAAAAGCUAUACGCCUGGCUGGUUGUUACCGCCAUCACCCGGUCACGACCUUUUCGUGCCUAGUCCGAGCGAUGCCAAUAGUCCCUCGUAUAGUUCUAAGGAAGCCUUAAGGUCUGGUCCGCGACGAACCAUUGCUCGCCGUGGUACCGAAGUCUUCAUUGCUGUUGGAAAGGAAAUCCGUUGGGCCGAUCUCGUUUACUUGAAAGAGCGAUGGGAGGAGAAACAAGCUAGAACUAGGGGUAGUGUUCCGAUCAAGCGCGAGGAUUCAGCUAGCCCUAGCGAUGAUGAUAUACUCAAGGACUCGAUCGAGAAUGAGUGUGCCGAAGGCUUCCGGACCAUCAAAACUUCUGUUGGCAGUGACAUCCAACAGCUCGUCAUAUCACCAUACGCCAACUUUAUGGCGGUUGUCACUACUCAUACUAUUCGCAUCCUUCUCUUGCCCGACUCUUCCCAUCUCACAGCACCAAGUCUCGAACCUAUCAAACCAAAGUCGUGGACCUUGGGCCCAACAACCCAUGUCAUGGAUCGGUCGCCCAUCGCCUCAGCUAUUUGGCACCCAUUAGGUGUUAAUGGUUCCGCACUAGUGACGGUCACUAAGGAUGCUGUCAUCAGACUUUGGGAGCUCUCCCAGAAAGAUCGCUGGUCAUUCGACUCUCCAUCCCUUACAAUUGACUUGCAGAAGCUUGCGGAUGGUACAUCUCUAGAGCAAAACUUUGGGCCUUCGCCUGAUGUCACCAACAAAGGGUUCUCUCCGGAUUCUGUCGAGAUGGAGGUGGCCGCUGCAUGUUUUGCCGGUAGAGGUUCGGGUGGGUGGUCGCCGAUGACGCUUUGGAUCGCGAUGCGGGAAGGCGAUGUAUACGCUUUGUGCCCCUUACUACCUACCCAAUGGGCCCCUCCGCCAACACUCAUUCCAUCACUCUCGAUAUCGAUUGUUGGAAACCUAGCGGCAAUUGAAGAUGACCCGAAUGUAUCCGAACAAACGAAGCUAUUAGCACAACAGCAGCUAGAUUGGAUGUCAGACCUUGACAACCAAGAACCCAGGAUUAUCGAAGGCCCCCCCGGAGAACCUCCCGCCGAAAUAUAUACCCGCCCUGCAAGACCUGGCAUAGUACCACGCUUACAAGGACCUUUUGACUUAGAUUUAAGCCCAGAGAGCGAGGACGAUUUGGAUACAGAGCUGACAGACAUCUUUGCCAUUGGACAGAAACUUGACACUGACGAGCUGAUGAUGGGUGAAGAGGAAGAGCUCGAGAUGGAGGACGUGGAAGCAGAAGGCUUAUCCUUGUCGAUUAUCUGCUUGCUCUCGUCUAGUGGCCAGUUGCGACUGUGUCUAGACAUGGACGGCGUUCAAGCCAUGUGGCUCCCUCCCCGGAAUAAAUCCAAGGUUAUGGGCCGCCUGUUCGGGUCACCAUCCCUACUGACAUUUCAGAGUAUGGAUAUUUUGAGCUCCUUGGAAGUCACAGGCAAUGCUUGGCCUAUGUUCAGUUCUGAUGUUACCUCAAGAUAUUCUUUUUACGUCACGCAUCCCUCCAGUAUCACUCACAUAUCCCUUUCACCAUGGGUAUUCCGUCUAGAAAGCGAAAUCCAAAAUGAUUCACAAGCUGGGUCUGAAUUCAGGAUUGACCUACUUGUCAAUGGGCAAAACUCGACUCGAGAACGCCUUUACACGAACACGGCUCUGGGCGAUACACAACUACCCCUAGCAGCUUCGGUCGCUAUUCGCGACCCUGAUCUGGGCUAUUUCUUACUAUCUGCAACUCCGUUCGAUCCGGUUGCUCUAACGUUCGAUACGCCAGAAGAUGACUUUACUCCCAUCCGAUCUACUUCGCCUAGUUUUGUAAAGGAUGAAGAAGUACAACCCCUAGAAUUCUACGAACCUCGUCCCGUCUUCCAGCCAUCACAUGCUUUUGAUGUGAACUCUAAACUACCAGAUCUACUCAGUCAGCUCCGCACUGGUCGUCACAAGAUGAUACUCAAUCAGGAAGUUCGGCUUUCGCCACUGACCCUACAGCUCUUUACCGAAGCUCAUAGAAUCCUGAGUGACGAGACGCAUAGACUCGGUAUAGCGGCUGCGGAGGUAUUCCGACGAUGUAUUCAGCUCCAAGCAGAAUUGAAACAGCAGGUCAACAAGGCGAAUGAGGUCAAGAGUAGAGUGGAGGCUAUCACAGGAGAAGAUCACGAAGAAAACGGCGAGAUAGUGUCAAGCAAUAUGGCAAUGGAGAGGCGGCUACAAGCAGCGAAGGAGAGAGGGGAGGCUCUCGGUCAACGGUUAGAGAAGAUGCGGAAGUUGGUCAGCAAGGCUACAAGUCGCGAGCUGAGCGAUAAGGAGAAGGCUUGGAUCAAUGAGGUCAAGGCCUUAGAUACCAAUUUACUUGGUUCUGCCGCAACAAAGGACGGGCCGACUCGGUUGAAACAAACGAAGAGAAGGUAUGAAGAAGUUAUAAGAUUGAAGGAGGAACUUUUGGAGGAGGCAGAGAAACUGGGUGCAACGACGAGUGAGGGAGAAGAGAGCGUGGGCAGUUCGACGGCUGACUUGCGCAUACCGACGGAGCUCCGAAAAGCAAAGGUUGGUCAAGUAAAGGGGCUUAUUGAGCGUGAGACUGCGUUGGUGGAUGCAGUGAAGGCGCGACUCGAGCGAUUGUCGGUGCUUUCGUGAAUGGGGUACGACAGAUAGGCAUGGCGUGGCAUGGCUUACGCCAGGAUGCAUU
Hypoxylon fragiforme is the source of this 2824-nucleotide messenger RNA. RefSeq lists its product as uncharacterized. Bases 106 to 2772 code for a protein of 888 amino acids. The record is from RefSeq and is a predicted model, not a curated record. Lineage: Eukaryota; Fungi; Ascomycota; Sordariomycetes; Xylariales; Hypoxylaceae. The transcript has 2 exons. Gene Ontology annotation, molecular function: structural constituent of nuclear pore. Gene Ontology annotation, biological process: mRNA export from nucleus; ribosomal large subunit export from nucleus; protein import into nucleus. Gene Ontology annotation, cellular component: nuclear pore.